CGGCAGAGGCUUCUCCUUGACCACCUCAUUUGGCUCUGGUUUGCAGUCGCCUCCCAAAGGAUUUAACAUCCGGUAAGAGCCCAUGGGAAUCCAUCUCUGAGCCGUCAGGCUCAGUGGGUUUGGUCCAUUCUCGUCAAAAUGUUGAAACGUGCAAAGGGCUCUGGGCGCAAAAUCUGUUUCUCCCUUGUUCACCAGUAUAUUCAACAUUUCAAUGAGAGAGCUGGCAACAAAUCAGCUGCAAUCCGGAGAAGAUCUAAAAUUCCCGGUGUGGUCAUCACACAAUAUACUGUGAGCAUACCAGAGGGGAAAAGCUACCCAGAUUUUAAGCGUAAACUAAACCCAGUACAUGUCCAAGAAGGGAACUCGGCUGUUUUCAAGGCUUUGGUGGUAGGAGAGCCCAAACCUGAAGUGACGUGGAAGAGAGGAAGAGGCAGCAUUUUAGACAAGGAGAAAUCUCAAACUAAAUAUGAUGAAUCAACAGGGGAGUACAUAUUGGAGAUUCAUGAUGUCAUGGGUGAAGAUGCAGACACAUACAAAUGCAUUGCCGUGAAUGAAUAUGGAAAAGCUCUUUGCUCAGCAGUUCUACAUGUAACAGAUAUGUUGACCGACCCAUCAGAUUUCAGAAAACUGCUGAGAAAAACGAACAUAAAUAUUUUAGAUGAAAAGCAGACAGAGAAAACCAAAGAAAGAGACGAGCGAUACAGCGACACUCUGCAGAGAGACUAUAAGGGACUCGAGACAAAAGACAUGCACUUGAUGCACAUGAAAAUGGAGGAGAAGAGGCAGCAAGAGCUCAAAUGUCAGAAUGGACUGGGUGGACCAAUGGACCAUUGGACCAAUGAAGACUCCGAAAAGAAAAACGGACUUGUAAGUGGCGGUGGAUGUCUAAAGAAUUCUGAAAACUUCACAAUUCCCCAACUGGACUUUGUUGUCAAACUUCAAGAAGCAGUAACAGAAGAAAAAGACACUGCGUUGUUUGAAUGUGUCCUGACCCACCCGCAGCCUAAAAUCACAUGGAUGAGCAAAGGCAAUGUGCUGGAAGAUGGUGAAAAAUAUCAGAUCAGUGUCUCGGACCAUCAAAUGAUCCACAGGUUGCUGAUCCAAGACUGCUCAGACCAAGACAAGGGGGUCUACUCGGCCGUGGUUGGAACUGCCUCAUGCGAGGCUGCAUUAGAUGUGGAAGCUGACCUUGAGGCAGCGGGCAAGAAGAAAACUGGAGGAGCAGGGAUGGACCUGGAGGAAGUGGUGAAACAGCAGCAAAUCAAAAACCAAAAAGAGACGGAGAGGAUUUUGGAAGCUGUCAAAGCAAAACAUGACGCAGAGGAACUGACACGGAGGAAGACAGAGGAACUGACACGGAGGAAGACAGACACCUUCGGAAAAGAUGGAGAAAUCUUUUCCCUGACUGGGUCCGUCAAAUACAGCGGGGAUGACGUCAAUCACAGCGAGAAUGACGUCCAAUUCAGCGGGAGUGAUGUGCAUGAUGCGAACGAUAGUAACGUUCUCAAGUCAACGCUAGUUGCACUCUCACCAUCUAAACAGCAGGUUAAGGUUAAUGAUGAACGUUUAUGGAAUGAAGACAGCGAGGCUGAAGAAGUGAUUGGCCUUGCCACACAACCAAGGCGUAAACGAAUUGGCCCACUGAUAGAAGACGCGGUCAUUGAUCCAGGGGUUCAGUUCAUUUGGGGAUUUGCAGACAUCAACGCCAUCAUCGGCGAGACUGCGGAGCUAACUUGUAAACUUAGCAAGGAAGACUGCGAGGGAGUUUGGUUCAGAGAUGGUGAAAAGAUCAUCACUGAUGACACAUUCAUAAUAUCUAAAGAUGGUGCAAUUCAUAAGUUGCUCAUAGUGAAAUGCCAGGAGGAGCACUCUGGGAAAUAUCGUUUCGAGGCGGACAAUCGUAAGACGGAGGCGGUGGUCAACGUUAAAGAUCCACCCAGGUUUGCCCCAGAAGACCUCAGUGCGUUCACGGAGCCCUUGAGAAUUAAAGUAGGGCAUAAUGCAGUCUUUAAACUAAAUUUUCUCGGCUUCGAGCCCAUUAAAAUCAAAUGGUACAGAGAGGGAGAGGAGCUCCAUGAUGACGCCAGCAGCACCAGAAUAGACAAAUCAACCAAUUGCAGCCGCCUGCUACUGAGCAGAUGCCAAAGGAGGGACUCAGGAGAGAUCAAGAUCAAGCUCAAAAAUGAGCAUGGCACCACCGAGGCAAUAACACAGCUCGUUGUGCUCGACAAACCCACGACCCCGCUAGGUCCUGCAGAGAUGACGCUUAGCUCAGCUACAUGCAUUGAAUUCAAGUGGAGGCCUCCAAAGGAUGACGGCGGAUCGCCUGUGAUAAAUUACAUCAUGGAGCGACAGCAGAUUGGGAGAAACACUUGGAAGAAAGUGGGAGAGAUUCCGGGCGUGCCUUUCUACCGCGACACAAACGUGGACCGUGGACGCAAGUACUGCUACAGAAUCCGAGCUAUGACCUCAGAGGGGGUGAGCGGAGUGUUGGAGACCGAAGACCUGCAAGCUGGCAUACUGGCUUUCCCUAGUGCCCCUGCACCUCCAAAGGUGGUCAGUGCCUUUGAUGACUGCAUCAACCUUUCUUGGACGGCACCAAGUGAUACAGGAGGCUCGCAAAUCAUCGGCUACAUUGUGGAAAAACGCAAAAAAGGAAGCAAUCUUUGGAAUGGGGUCAAUGCUUCAAUUGAGCCAAUAAAAGAGAAGAAAUGUGCAGUGAAGGAUGUUGUCGCUGGUUUGGAAUAUGAAUUCAGAGUUUCGGCUGUGAACCUUUCGGGACCUGGGGAAUUUAGCAUCCCGUGCGACUUUGUUUUUGCACGGGAUCCCAAAAAGCCCCCUGGAAAGGUUAUUGGCUUAAAAGUGACAGAAAGAUCUUACAACCACUUUGUCUUGACCUGGACCAAACCGAAAGACAAACCCGACAUAGAGGACGAAGCUAAAGGAUAUUUUGUCGAGAUAAGGAAUGCGCAGUGCCUGGAAUGGUCACGAAACUUCACCAUCACCACCACCUACACUGUAAAAGGCCUGAGGGCAAUGGAUAUGUACUGGGUCAGAGUCAUUGCGACCAAUGACGGAGGAGAGGGACAAAUUGAGGAUCUGCCCAACUAUGUCCUUGCGAUGCCGCCUCUUGUGAGACCAAAGUUCACAAAUAAAAAGAUGAAAACAUUCGUUGUGGUGAGGGCAGGAAACACAGUCAGGGUGACCAUCAACUUUGAGGCUUCGCCACCACCUGACAUCACGUGGCUCAAGGACAACGGGCCUGUGCCAAAGCGAGUCACAGUGAGUAACUCGGAUGGCGCUUCACAGAUCUUGAUCCCGUUGUCAGAACGCUCCGAUACGGGCAUCUACUCCAUUUUGGUGAAAAAUUUGGCAGGACAGGAGACCUUCAGUACAGAAGUUAGGGUGACAGAUGAUCCUAAGCCUCCAGGACCGGUGGAAAUAGAGGAAAAUGUGCCUGGUACAGUACAAGUGACUUGGCAACCUUCUCCUGAUGAGAAGCUUGAUGACCGGCUGCAUUACACCAUUUCCAAACUGGACUCCACCAAACACACUUGGACCACAGUGGCCGACAGACUUUUCAAUAACAAGUUCACUGUAUGCAAUAUCAUGCCCGGAAGGGAAUACCAUUUUCGGGUCUAUGCCAAGAACGACAUGGGUGUGUCGGCGCCUUCUGAGUCACUCACCUGGGCCGUGGGGAGAAAGAAAGAAAAGCUUUCGCUGAUCUUACCAAACAGAGAAGAACGAGACCUGCGAUGCGCUCCGGACUUCACCGUACCACUGAAGCUGCAUGCGGCACCAAAAGGUUACGAAUGCCAUAUGAGCUGCGCUGUGACAGGAAACCCCAAACCUCGAAUCACGUGGUACCUAAAUCAUGUCAACCUCAACACAAACACCAACUAUUACAUCUCGAAUACCUGUGGAGUUUGUUCCAUGAUGAUCCUAAACGUCGGUCCUAAAGAUGUGGGGAAGUACACUGUCACAGCGGAGAACGCCCUGGGCCGAUCUGAAUGUUCCACCAUGCUUAGUGUCCGAGAGUGAAGAAUCUGGUGACAACAACCGGGAUUGUUAGGGCUUUUUUUGCCUGGACAUUAUCUAUGAGUUGCAUGAUAUAAUUUGUUGGUUUGUUACAAAAACUGAAAUAAAUGGUUGUCUUUAACGAGA
This is a messenger RNA of Syngnathus typhle (broad-nosed pipefish), 4164 nucleotides long. RefSeq names its product immunoglobulin-like and fibronectin type III domain-containing protein 1. Gene Ontology annotation, molecular function: protein binding. The coding region runs from base 139 to 4041 and encodes 1300 amino acids. The transcript has 24 exons. Lineage: Eukaryota; Metazoa; Chordata; Actinopteri; Syngnathiformes; Syngnathidae. The record is from RefSeq and is a predicted model, not a curated record.